This is a messenger RNA of Paramuricea clavata, 988 nucleotides long. NCBI's taxonomy places the organism in Eukaryota, Metazoa, Cnidaria, Anthozoa, Malacalcyonacea, Plexauridae. The record is from the annotation of a GenBank genome assembly.
AUGUCUGGGGUUGUUGAUCUUCCUGUUGAAUUAGAAGUAGAAGGCAAGGAGAAUCAAUUGAAAGCAUUUCUUAAAAAAUUAUCACUCGAAGACAAGUUUAAGAAUUUCCAAUCAAACGGUUUGAGUCAAAUUGAACACCUACAGGAUAUUCAUGAAAAGGAUGUUGACAUGUUAGGUUUGACAGUAUUUGAAUGGAGACGACUUCAACGUGAGAUCACUACUUGGAAAAGUGAAGAAGAAAGUGCGAAAAUUGGUAAUGCCAAAACAAGUGUUGCUGCAUUCAAAACAUCUUCGGCAUGUGCAUAGGCGUACCGGGCGGGGGGCGGUAGCCCCCCCCCCCAGUUUUUUGGGCAGUCGGGCAAUAUUCGAUGAACAGUCGGGCAAAUUUGGUUUGUGAUAAAAAUAAAUGGGACAAAUUCUGUCAAUUGUGUCGAAAAUUCAGUCAAUUUUGUGACCAAUGUAGUGUUUUUUGGAAAAUUUGUGUGGAAAAUCUGCAGUCAUAUCCUUGCCCAACUCUUUGAGUAAUUUCUUUGGGACUCGAGAUGGACAAGGGAACAUAGUCGUCUCUAUUGAAUCCUUAAAGAGAAAGUACAAGGCUCUAUGGUAUGAGAAUCCUGUCAAUCCAACUCAAAUAUUCUCCAACUCAUUUAUUCUACAAAUGGCAGAACAACGGAUGCAAUUUGAGAAGACCCUCCGUAGCUGUGAAUUAUGGUGCAGAAAACAAAGGUCAACACGAAUUUCUUUUUUGCUGGCAUUGGCAAAAACACCUGUGAUUUCAACGUGGAAUCAAUACUACAAGUCGCAAAGUAUUAUGGGAAAGUGUGAAAUAUUAGAAAGACAACACCCUGCAGUAGCAUCAUUUUUGGAAAACAGAGUCAGAGAGGAAUCAUCCAAUGUGCCAUCAAAAGCCAUGUAUGAAAAUAUCUGCCAGUAUGUUGCAAAACUUGAAGAGGUCAGCACCUUUUCAACCAAUACCCUACAGAAGUGA